AUGGUGCUUUCAAGUCAGACACUCAGUAUUCUUAUCGGCGCCCUGUCGGUGAUCCUGGCUUAUAAAUAUGUCGCAUCGUGGAAACAAAGCCGAGUCGACGUCCAAUUCGCUGCCGAGAAAGGAUGCCAGCCUCUUAAGCCUUGGAGUGCAAAAUGGCCUCUAGGUCUUGAUCUGUUGAUCAGAGCAUUCCGCUACGAUGCGAGGAAGCAGAUCCUUCGAUUGUUCGUCCAAGUCUGUAACGAGUCAGGCACGACAUUCGAGCAGCAUCUUCUGUUUGCCCGAGGAGUCAAUACAAUAGAGCCUCGAAAUCUCGAGGCGGUGCUAUCCUCUCAGUUUAACGACUUCAAUCUGGGCCUUCGACCCGUCCAUUUUGACCCUUUGAUGGGCAGUGGCAUCUUCACUCAAGAUGGCGCUCAGUGGCGCCACUCUCGCGAGCUUCUCCGUCCCCAAUUUAUGAGUAAUCGCUUUGACAACUUCGAGCAGAUCAAGGAUGCUGUGAAUGAUCUCAUUGCGAAUGUUCCCGAGGAUGGCGUGGUAGAUCUACAACCCCUCUUCUUCCGGCUCACUUUUGAAACUACGCUCUUCCUGCUAUUCGGUCAACAUCUUCCAUCUCUCAAGUCUGAAGGCAUCUCCAACCAGGAAGGAGAGUUCUCGGACGCCUUUAACACUGGUCAAGAUUAUCUUGCCCAGCGAGGUCGUCUAGGCGAGUUUUACUGGAUCUUCUCUGGUCCUAAGUUUCGACAGGCCUGCCGAAUCUGUCAUGACUUUGUUGAUAGCGCGGUGAAGAAGGCAUUGGAAUAUUCAAGCCAAAAGACUAUCGACUCAGAGAAAGCAUCUUACACGUUUAUCGAUGCACUUAUUCAGGAGACGCGGGAUCCCAAAGCAUUGCGAGAUCAGUGUCUUAAUAUCUUGCUAGCGGGAAGAGACACAACAGCCUGCUGCCUCACAUGGACCAUCCGCCUCCUCGUUCGUCACCCCGAGGUCCUUGCGAAACUUCGCCGCGAAAUCGAAGAAACAGUCGGCGUGGGCCCAGAAGCAUCCGACCCCGUCAUCUCCCAAGUCAAGAAGCUCCCCUAUCUAUCACUAGUCAUCAAAGAAGUCCUCCGCCUCUACCCAUCCGUCCCCGUGAAUUCACGAGCAGCCGAACGAACAACCACCCUGCCAACAGGCGGUGGUCCGGACGGCACAGCACCAGUCCUCAUUCGAAAAGGCGAAGCAGUAGGCUACUGUGUUUACGUUAUGCAUCGCCGUAAAGAUUUAUACGGACCCGACGCUGAGGAGUUCCGACCCGAGCGUUGGGAGAAUGGCACGCUGAAGAAUAUAGGAUAUGGCUAUUUGCCAUUCAACGGCGGUCCUCGCGUGUGUCUGGGACAGGAAUUUGCUUUGCUGGAAGCGGCGUAUACUGUUGUUAGGCUUUUGCAGACGUAUGAGAGUAUUGAGAUGGUUGAGGGUAAAGAGUUUAAUAUGCCUGUUGGGCAUGAGAGGCAGCUCCUGACUUUGGUUGUGUCGAGUGCAGAUGGGUGUUGGGUUAAGAUGAAGAAGUAUUCUAGUUAG
This is a messenger RNA of Penicillium waksmanii, 1554 nucleotides long. RefSeq names its product cytochrome P450. Lineage: Eukaryota; Fungi; Ascomycota; Eurotiomycetes; Eurotiales; Aspergillaceae. The record is from RefSeq and is a predicted model, not a curated record. The transcript has 5 exons. Bases 1 to 1554 code for a protein of 517 amino acids. Gene Ontology annotation, molecular function: oxidoreductase activity, acting on paired donors, with incorporation or reduction of molecular oxygen, reduced flavin or flavoprotein as one donor, and incorporation of one atom of oxygen; heme binding; iron ion binding.